Molecule: messenger RNA, 3420 nt
Organism: Spirodela intermedia
Lineage: Eukaryota; Viridiplantae; Streptophyta; Magnoliopsida; Alismatales; Araceae
Source: the annotation of a GenBank genome assembly
AUGGCAGCAUCGCUUUUCAAGGCCCUCAGGCUGCGCAGAUUUCUCCUCUCUGUCCCGAGGAAUGCUAGCACUGCGCAAGCAGUUGACACUCGCGCGUCGUCCUUCUCCGGAGGACCACUUUCAGAGCCCCCGACGUCCGCGCCCUCAUCUGCUGCUGUGGCGGCGUCCAUUAGUGGAGGUCAUCUUUAUCUUAUUUUGUCGACAGUUGAGUUCUUUCUGGAUCGUGAGUCUUUGCGUUGGGUUAAGUAGCGGGGAACGAACUCAUGUGGUUGCUUGUUUCAGGGAAAGAGGGAGGAGCCUGGUCGAAGUUGCUGCUCUUCCUCCCUGGGGCCGUAACAUUCGGCCUUGGAACCUGGCAGAUCAUUCGAAGGAAGGAAAAGGUCGAUAUCCCUCAUUUCCGGAUCUUCCAACGAGUGUUUGAAAUCCCUAACGGCUCCUCUAAUAUUAUUUUCUCCUUUAUGAUAGAUAGAGAUGAUAGAGCACAGGCGAAAGAGAUUGGCAAUGGAGCCUAUAGCGUGGAGCAAUGUAACUUCUAUAGAUGAAGAUCUCGAAUCCCUGGAAUUCAGGAAAGUGGAAUGUGAGGGUGUUUUUGAUGGGAGCAAGUCCAUCUACAUCGGUCCUCGAUCCAGAAGCAUAUCUGGAGUGACAGAAAAUGGAUACUAUGUAAUCACCCCUUUACUUCCCGCGAGAAGAGAAUCCAACAGGUAACCUUGCGGAUAAAGUUGAGAGCACGUCUAUUUGGCAUCUAGUUACUUUGCUCUCUUGAUCUGGACGUCCUUUCAUUUUGUUUCAGUGAGAUGAAGAACUUUAUGCACCACAUCCAUCUUCCCUUCAGAGAUUCAGAUCUUUGAUCAAAUUAUGAAAAUAAAUUUAUGAAUUAAAGCUGAUCCAUAGUUAGUUGUACAUGAUUUUCCCUUUUGGGGUGUCAUUGGACGUCUUAUUCACCAUCCGUUAAAGCUUUUAUGUUUUUUUGGCUGGGUAAAAUUCUUCAGAUUCCCUUAAAAAUAAAUAUGGUUUAUGUAAAUCUCAAACUGGUUGGGGAAGGAGAGCAAAAGCUAGAAAAGUUGCUGUCUUGAAAGGAAAAGAAUGAAAAGCACCCAUAUGAUACGGGUGGAGACUUCAAUAUCAAGAGGACUUGGGAGGAAACUCCAAGGGGACAGAUGUUUUCCGGUCGACAGUUGAGAAUUCUGUGUCUAUUCUUCACCUCUUUCAACAUCAGAUGGGGGAUAUACUAAUCUAGUUAUGUUCUUAUCGAAUAUUGAUCUGUAGACCACUUUCUAGAGAUGUAGGGCCAUUAACAAUUAAUAAGGAAUGCUAACAGAAGUAAUUUAUAUUGGUGAUUUGGAUAUGAGGAUAAGAUCAAUUUUUCAGAGAAAAUUUGAUGUAGAAUUCAUAGUGUAUGAAGAAAUACCUAAGUUUUGGGUGUCAUCCGUUUGGAGAAAUAAGCUAUCAAUUUCACCUUUUGUUACCUGAGGACUUCUGGUGGAUGAUAGAGCACACAACUUCGAACGUUUUUGCUCUCGUUGCCUCUUGUUACAUUCCAUGGCUUGCAUUUAUAUUCAUGCAUGAAGAUAGGACAGUGAUAGGUGGAAAUCAACAAACCUCAUAGGUAGUUUGUAUAAAGGAUUUUAGAAAAUAUUAAACCAUCUUGAAUUCCAAUUGUUUUCCUUUUCCUGGCUGGUGCUCCAUGAAAUUAUUAACAUCCAUUUACCCUUUUGAGUUUUUCUUCCUUCUUUUGGUUUGCCGUUUCCCAAUUUCACGGAUUGCCUCCGAAACAUGAUGGAAAUUAGAAUCACAAUUGAUCCUGCUCUACCUGACGAAAUUUCUUCAAGUUAUCGGAUGAUCCUUGCUAUUGUUAUAAAGCUUCCUCAAAACAUUUUGCAGAUUUGGGCUAUAUUUGGAUUUCUAUGCUGCGAAAUUUUUUCUUACCAUCUCUUCAACUGAUAGACCUUUUGUCAGUGUACAGUUACCCAUCUUGGUUAAUCGGGGUUGGGUCCCUCGUGAAUGGCGGAACAAGGCUCCAAAUGAUCUACAGGGCAGCGAAAAACCUUCAGUCCCAGCUGCAGAAAAUUCUGUGAAAUCUGAGGGCCGCUGGUGGAGAUUUUGGGCCAGUAAACCAGAAGCUGCCCAGGUUAGUUUAUAGGGAGGGUUCUACCAAACAUGGUAUUUUAGAUGAACUUCUUUAUAAAAAAAUCCCGCUUAUAUUUUUUUUCAAGGUAAUAAUUUUAAUAUAAUCUAUAUAAAAUUCUGAUUGAUAAUCGUUUUUUCCAAUUUCGAUGUGGUGGAUAAAAAUUUAUGUUAGUCGGUACCUUGAAGAAAGUCGGAUGUUGCCUCACGAUAUAGAACUUAUUUGACUAGGGAUAGGGAUAUUUCGUUUUUCGAUUUCUUUUUCCUCUAGAUCUCUAGAUUCUUGCAAUCUUAAUCGACAUCCUUAAUCUUCAUAUUUGCUUGAAAGCCUCUCAAAUCUUUUCAUUUCAUAUUUUCUUAGACUAUCGCUUGCCGUUAGGAAGGAAUACAGGAUCAGGUGAGCCAGACCUAAUUAACUGAUUCCAUCCACCCAGGUGAAAACCUUAGGUGGCCGAUUUCAAACGAAAAUGUUGGCAUAACAAAUAAUAGAUUUAUUAUUUAAAUCACUGGUCGAUGCUUGAGGGAUCAUAUUGCCCAAGACUGUAAUUGGACGUAAUAUCUAGUCACACGGAUAACAAACUAUUCGCACUCAAACCUGUUUCAGCUUUUUUCUUCGGCAUGUUUUCUUGUCAGCUGAUCUAUGGAGUAAAUUAACCAGAAAAGCCUUCGAAUUUGCAGAGCCAGUAUCCGGAAGUUUCUCUUGUCAAGGUUCUUGGUGUUGUUCGUGGAAGUGAGAGACCCAGCAUAUUUGUCCCUGCGAAUAAUCCCGAGAGUGGCCAAUGGUUCUAUGUUGAUGUUCUCAUGAUCUCCCGUUCAUCCGGCCUCCCAGAUCAUACUAUUUAUAUUGAAGAUAUUGAUGAGAAUACCGGUGCCAGCAACCCUUAUCCUGUUCCGAAGGACGCCAGCUCCCUCAUCCGUCACUCAGUCAUGCCGCAGGACCAUCUUAAUUACACCUUCACAUGGUAAGAACCCCUUUCUCCAGGGAUAAUUUUUUAAUAUUUUAGAGGUUAGAUCUGAGUGGGGUCAGAGAUUGCUUACAUUUCCGUGUUUUCUUUUCUGAACACAAUCGGGUGCAAAAAUGCUCAUCUGCAGGUAUACCCUGUCAGCUGCUGUGACGUUCAUGGCGGUGAAGAGGAUUAGACUGAGGAAGGGCAGAAGGUGACGUGGUUUCACCAAGCACAUCAUACUCUGCUAAUUAUCCAAAGAUGGACUUUGGUUUCAGGGAUUCAGUUCACCAAUGUUGGGCAGAGUUGAUUCUUCUUUUUUUAUUUCAGGCUUCAGGGAACUGUGUAA